Thelazia callipaeda (thelaziosis nematode) is the source of this 966-nucleotide messenger RNA. NCBI's taxonomy places the organism in Eukaryota, Metazoa, Nematoda, Chromadorea, Rhabditida, Thelaziidae. The record is from the annotation of a GenBank genome assembly.
AUGACGUCAGUUUUGGAUCAAAUGCGGACAACAACAAAAGUUGUUGCAGACUGCGUUGAUUUUGCAGCUAUAAAACUAUUUGGUGCCGUCGAUGCAACCACAAAUCCAUCAAUAUUAUUAGCGGCAUCCAAACUUUCUGAAUAUAAACCGUUUUUGGAUGAAGGUAUUGCAUAUGCAAGAAAACAUCAGUCUCUAAACUGUCGAGAAAUGCGCGCUUUGGCUAUGGACAAAAUCGCAGUUUUGUUAGGAAAAGAAGUACUGAGCGUUGUUCCAGGUCGAGUUUCAACAGAGGUCGAUGCAAGACUAGCAUUUGACAAAGAUGCCCAAGUUACAAAAGCUUUAGCGUUAAUAAAAUUAUAUGAAGAGGAAGGCAUCGCAAAAGAACGCAUUCUGAUCAAAAUACCUGCAUCUUGGGAAGGAAUCCAAGCAGCGCGAGUGCUCGAAAAUAAACAUGGUGUCCACUGCAAUAUGACAUUGUUGUUUAAUUUUUAUCAAGCCGUAGCAUGUGCUGAAGCAAAUGCAACGCUAAUAUCUCCGUUUGUUGGUCGCAUUCGUGACUGGUAUUUGAAAAAUGGCGACUCAAAAGAUUUUAGUCGUGACACAGAUCCUGGUGUUCAGAAUGUACGGAAAAUUUACACUUACUACAAAAAAUACGAUUACCAAACGGAAGUAAUGGCAGCUUCAUUUAGAAAUACGGAUGAAAUAAAGGGUUUAAUAGGCUGUGACCUAAUGACCAUCAGUGCUGCAUUACUAAAAGAUAUAUCAGAGGAUAAAGAAUCUGUUCCUGUGGUUCUCAGCCCGGAAAAAGCCAAACAAUCUAAUUUGCAAAAAAUUUCACUUACUGAAGCAAUGUUUCGAUUUGAAAUGAAUGAAGAUAAAAUGGCGGCAGACCUUUUGGCUGAUGGAAUUCGUCGCUUUGUUGCUGAUGCACGAGCAAUGGAAGCAUUGAUUGAAAAAGUUCUAUAA